GAUGGAUAUCUUUCGCUGAUAAGACUUCAGAGAUUUCGGUGUUUGGGAAGUUUAAUUUUAUUAGAUGGUCCUCGAUCGGAGGUGCUGAAAUGCAGCCAGCAUAAUUUGAGCGAGUUGUUCACCCUCCCCAUUUGCCCACAGACAGCAUCACCACAUCGCAGGCUGAGGAAAAGAGAGAGAGACCAAUAGCAGCAUCUGAGAAAAGGAGUCUAGGUAGAGAGAUGGAUUAAUAACAUCAACUAGAAGACAAAGGAAAACAUGGAUACACAGGAUAACAUUUCUUUCACCCAAGCAUCUGACAGGAUGCGGAGUUUACCCUGCACAUAGUCGGAGUUAUGCACGGACUAUUCCCCCGUUUUAAUGAGGCGGGUGGGGACCCGCAGCAAGCUGAAAAGGCGGAAAGAUUUCUCUAACCCGUCUGCAAAUUCUGCCUGCCUGCGAUGGCUGUGACGGUCAGAUGCUGUUACAGUGCAAAGGAGAAUGUGCCUUUUUCUUUAUAUUUGUUUAUAUUGGUGCUUGGUGGCCUUACAAAUGCACAAAUUCGAUAUUCUAUUCCGGAGGAACAAGAGAACGGAGCAGUGGUGGGUGACAUUGUCCGCGAUUUAGGUCUGGAUCUAAGAAAACUUUCCAACCGACGCAUUAAAAUCACAUCGGACAGUGGACGGAGAUAUUUCAGCAUAAACCAUAAAACUGGGAAACUGGUGGUGAGUGACCGCAUUGACCGAGAGACAGUUUGUGAAUUCAGUAGCACCUGUUCACACAAUCUGGAGGUGGUGUUAGAAAAUCCACUGGAGACGCAUAACGUGGAGGUGGAGAUUUUGGACGUAAACGACAACACGCCCCAGUUCCCUCGAGAUGAAUAUCAGCUUGAGGUGUCAGAGUCCGCACUCACUGGGUCGCGGUUUCAAAUCGAAGGAGCUCAAGACGCAGAUCAGGGCUCCAACUCCGUGAAUCAGUACCGACUUAGUCCUAACGACCACCUCACAUUAGACUCUAUAAAACCCUUUUCCAAUAACAAGCACAUCGAGCUCAUUCUGAAGAAGCCCUUUGACCGCGAGAAGAUGCCCUCUCAUCAGCUUAUCCUAACAGCAAUGGAUGGAGGAACGCCACAGCGAACUGGCACAGCCAAAAUCAAUGUCCGUAUCCUUGAUGCCAAUGACAAUGUGCCUGCAUUUAACAGUUCUGUGUAUAAAGUAAAACUUUAUGAAAACUCUCUGAAAGGGGCACUUGUAAUCAAGCUAAACGCAACAGACCCUGAUGAGGGCUCAAAUGGAGAGGUUUUUUAUUCUUUUAGUAGUUACACACCAGAAAGAGUCAGACAGAUGUUUUCCAUGGAAACAAACACAGGAGAAAUAAGAGUGAAAAAUAAUAUAGACUAUGAGGAAACUAACUCAUAUGAAAUGUAUAUACAAGCAAUGGACAAGGGUCCAGCCCCUGUGGCAGUGCACUGCAAAGUAGUUGUAGAAGUUUUGGAUGUUAAUGACAACAUUCCUGAGAUUGUAUUGUCCUCACUCUCCAGCCCUGUUCGUGAAGAUGCCCGGGCCGACACAGUGGUGGCAUUGAUCAGUGUGAAUGAUCGUGACUCUGGACAAAAUAAACAAAUAACCCUAGAGAUCAUGCCCCAUUUGCCUUUUAAGAUCAAGUCCUUCCGAAACCACUACACAAUUGUAACAUCUGCUUUCCUGGACCGGGAGACCAUCUCAUCUUAUAAUGUCACUGUCAGUGCUGUAGAUGGAGGCACUCCAGCCCUGUCAUCUCAAAUGACCUUUAAAGUAGAUGUUGCAGACGUCAAUGACAACCCACCUCGUUUUGAGCAGACUUCAUAUACUGUUUAUAUUACAGAGAACAAUGCUCCUGUGGCACCUCUCUGUGUUGUCAAGGCUACAGACGCUGAUGCUACAGAAAAUGCACGUAUCACCUAUACUGUCCUGAAUGACAACAACCAUGGUAUCCCUGUAGCUAGCUAUGUCAGCAUCAAACCUAAUACAGGUGAGGCCUAUGCAUUGCGAGCCUUUGACUUUGAAAAGCUGCAAGAGUUUCAUUUUCAGGUGAAAGCCCAGGACAAUGGUGUGCCUCCCCUAAGCCGUGUGGCCACAGUGUAUGUUUACAUUAUGGAUCAAAAUGACCAUGUGCCCAAGAUUGUCUACCCACCUGCCAACAGCAGCCGCACAGUACAGACACUAAUGAAAAACGCUGAAGCAGGAGUGUUAGUUUGCAAAGUCACAGCAUGGGAUGGUGAUGCAGGGCAGAAUGCUUGGCUGUUUUAUACCCUGGAGCAAACUAAUGGAGACCUUGACCUUUUCAAGAUGCAUGAGUACACAGGUGAGAUCCGCACCACAAGGCGUGUGAUAGAAGAUAACUCCACCACCUUUGUUCUGACUGUCAUGGUGCAUGACAAUGGCUUACCACCUCUUUCUUCUAUGGCUACCAUACAUGUACAUGUGAUGGAGCUGCCUCCAAAGUUGACACCUGACCCCAGGCGCAUCAUCAGACCCGACAGCCCCUUAAUGUUUUCCACGGUCACGCUCUACCUCAUCAUUGCACUGUGUGCCACAACUUUUGUAUUUUUGGUCACUGUCUUUGUUCUGGCCAUUGUGCGUUGCCAUGCAUAUUGUACCCAGCCUGGCUCCUGCUCUCCAUGUUGUAUAUCCAAGAAAAGUGUACCGGAAGGAGGUGCAUCAGCAGUUGGUGGUGGAGGAAGAGCUGCAAGUGGAGGUGGUGGUGGAGGAGGUGGAGCAGGAGCAGGGCAGCCAAACAGUAAUGUGGCCCUGCGCCGUGACCUCAAAGUGGAACCGCAUUAUAUUGAAGUGCGGGGAAAUGGGUCUUUAACCAAAACAUACUGUUACAAGACAUGCUUGACUGCAACAUCAGGAAGUGACACUUUUAUGUUCUACAACACGGGCCGGCCACACAGUGGCACAUGGGGCUCGGGCUACGUCACCAGUCACAGUGGACAGAGCCAGAUAUUUGUACGCCGUCUCAGUAUGCCAGAUGCAACUGCUAUUCAGCCCAAGGCUCCUAAUGCGGAUUGGAGAUACUCAGCCUCCUUGAGAGCAGGAGGAGUAAUGCAAAGCUCAGUACACAUGGAAGAGUCUUCAGUCAUGCAAGGAGCCCAGGGUGUCCUGGUUCAGAACUGGCCUACUGCAUCCAGUGCUGCUGAUGGUGAAGGAGGAGAAGUUUCACCUCCAAUGGGUGCCGGUGUAGACAGCAACAGCUGGCACUUCCGCUAUGGCCCAGGUGGCCCUGGUGCACCACCACAGCACCUGAAGCCUGGUGAGGUUCCUCCAGAAGCAUUCAUCAUCCCUGGCUCCCCUGCCAUAAUAUCUAUCAGACAAAACCAGGGAGGAGAGGAUGACAAGAGUGAUUUCAUCACAUUUGGAAAGAAAGAAGAAGCAAAGAAGAAAAAGAAGAAAAAGAAGGAGAAGAAAGACAAGAAGGAUAAGGGGAAGGAUGACGAUGAGUAGAGGAGCAGAGAUAGCAAAGAAGAAAAGGGUGUUGCUAAAACAGAGGUACCAAUCAAAGUCCAUGGGCAAAAAGAAAAUAUUUAAUCACCUGUUUCAUUCAUACCUAAUAUCACCAAUAACAUUUCAAAGCUCUCUUUUGGGUGAUCCUGGCCUUACCAAGAUAUGUUUUACCCUAACCUCAUUACUGAGGUAAAUUAUUGAGCUUAGCAUUAUAUAACAAAUUAUACAAUAUCCAAUAGAAUGACUGAUUUUUAUCCACACCCCCGUGUGUACAGCCUGAGUCAACUCAUGUCAUCCUUUUAAGAAAGGAAUUACCUCUCUUUGGCCUUGUCUUAAAGUUCUGUUCUUUGACCCACUGGACAUGUUGGCACCUCUGUCUUAUCCCAUCCCCAACUGCAAUGUGUAAACCAUUCUCUCAUCCUGGAGACCAAUACUUUGUACAAGAAUAACAAAAAGCUGUGCCAGCCAAGGAAAAGAAGAAACAUGACAAAGACUGACAUCAAUGUAUGCAGUCUGGAGCUGGACACACUACUUGUAAAUAGCACAGGCAAGAGUCAUUGUAACUAAGGCUAACAUGGCACUGCUGCAGAUUCCACCGGUGAUUACUGACAGUAUUCCCUGAAAUCUCAUUAAAAACAUGCACACACGCAUGCUUACACAUUCAAACAUGCAAACACAAACUUCUUAACCAUGCCUAACUGGACACAGAAAGCACUCGAGGCCUAAAAAGAGGGAGACAAUUAAAACAAGGGGUAAAAAUGAACUGGCAAAAAGAAAUGUGCUACAUGACACUGCAAGCUCUUUGCCCUGCAAAGCCACCUCUGAGGCGCGCACUCUCUCGGGAUGGAGGCUGCAUCAUUUGCAACCACUCUGUAUUAGCUCACUACAUUGGAAGGACACAAAAAGCUUCAUCCACUGCUAGAACCCCAGCUGAGGAAUGCAGAGACCACAAAAAAAAAAGAAAAAAAAAAGAAAGAUGGGAAGAUAUCUCACGUUUUUCUCAGGAUCACUGAGAGGAAAAUGCAGCUGAGCUGGCUUGAGACUCGCAGUUAGUCAGUGGACUCUGAUGAAACCUUGAAGAAUAUUAGGAGAGAUUUUGAUAUCACCUUCUCUUCUUCCCCUGCUGCAGGACAAGCCUAAUGCUUUCUGCUUUGAAUGUUUGGUAGCAACCAAUCCUUACCUAAUGCUUUGAGUUUACAAAUGCUUACCCUUCUGUUCUUGCCCCAAGCUACCAUCAGCCAUCUUCUCCUCAUACCAUUUAUUUCACUACUCGUUACCCAUCCUACUUAUUCCCCAAUAAUGUAACGAUAAGGUUUGCGAACUUGCUCUUUUUCAUGUUUUCUUUAAAGAGAUUCCUUACUACAUGUUCUAGAUUUUUUUCUUCUUCAAAGCUUUAAUUGCUUCAUCCUUUACAUGUCCAUGUUCAUGUAUCCCUGGACACUGAUCUUAAACCUUAAACCUACCCACUCUGACCCCCUGCUCAGGAUCAGUCUUGAGAAUGGCCUGCUCUGAACAUUGUGGUGUGCUAAAAACAGCAUGGAGUAAUGUGGACGAGGCCUAGGGAGGCCCAGUCGGGGCCCUGGGCCCUGAACCCUUGUCAUAUGUUUCUCAAGUGCAAAACGGUUCAGUGCUUUUAACUUGUGAAUACUAAAGUAUGUGGUUAAUUUCCUGUUUGUAGCCACUGAUGAGAGGAUACCAGGUGGGAUGAGGCUGAUUACAGGGAUUGAGAAGGACUGGGAUAAAUCAGGAGAUGGGUGCUGUGGGCUGGCCCGAAUCUACAAACUUGAUUGUUUAGACACAUUGAGUCACAAUAUUAUCACAUUAGCUUCUAUUUACGCUUUAAUGUUGUCUAGACUUUUUCACAGAUUGUUUUCACAUUAGAAACUGAAACUUGAGAAAAAUAUGGGCAUCUAAGGAUUCUAUCCCAGAGCUAUAUCCCACUGACCCUCUCUCAGGAGGUUUUGAAAAAGGGGCACAUGCAUGCCUCAAGGCUUGCUUCUGUUGGUUCCCCUCCCUUUGCCUGUAACUUGUUGCCACGUCCCCAGAGUUUUGCGGCUCAGUAUGAUGUCACUCCAUUAAGUGGCUGCUGCAUGUACUGCUCUAAGGAAACACAUACUAUAUAGAGAAAAAUAUAUAUAUAGAUAGAUGGUUAUGAUUUUAUUAUUUUGUAUUAUCAAUUUUCUUCAUUACUCACACAGGAGAUACUUGUAUGUAUGGCUGUCUCUGCCAAACAUCUAUGUAAUAGAGUCUUCACGCUCCACAGAUGUUGUAUGGCAUCCACUAAACCUCUCUUUAGAUAUUUGUAAAUGCUAUAGUGUGAUACCUUUCAGCGCAAGUUUAUCAUUUUUUAUUUUACCAACUGAUUUGCUUUUGAGAACAAGCAAGAAAAAACACUCUGUGUCUGUCUUUGACAUGACGAUGUAACUAACACUAUUAUUGUAACUGAAAUAUGUAUGAGCUUAUGAAGAGCUUUCACUUCCCUUUCACUCUUAUAAAAAGAAAAAAAUGAAAGAAAAAAAACUGUGUGAAAAGAAAAAUAAAUAAAAUGACAAAAAAAAAGUUAUAUGUUAGUGUAUGCUUGUAUUUAGUGAGUGUUCAUGCUGUCAUUUUUCCCAAUGUAUGGUGGUGAACUAUGGUGGCAAUGCGCUGUCCUAAUGGAUCAGCAGAGAUCUGUUGUAAAACCUUAUUUGUACACCCUCUCAUCAAUUGUGAUAGUGGAGUAGUGAAAUUCAUUUAUUUCAUUUAUUUUCUGACUUUUUAUUUUACCUAUAUGGAUACCGUUGUAAUGUGUUUGGUUUAUAAAUCACUAAUAAAGUUUUCUUUCUUAAAAAUG
This is a messenger RNA of Melanotaenia boesemani (Boeseman's rainbowfish), 6297 nucleotides long. RefSeq names its product protocadherin alpha-2-like. Gene Ontology annotation, molecular function: calcium ion binding. Gene Ontology annotation, cellular component: plasma membrane. The transcript has 4 exons. NCBI's taxonomy places the organism in Eukaryota, Metazoa, Chordata, Actinopteri, Atheriniformes, Melanotaeniidae. The coding region runs from base 441 to 3464 and encodes 1007 amino acids. The record is from RefSeq and is a predicted model, not a curated record. Gene Ontology annotation, biological process: homophilic cell-cell adhesion.